AUGUGGCUCUUCCGCGCCAUCUCGUCGGGACUCUUCCUGACCGUCACGGUCGCAUCCAUCCCUCUCGCGUUCGAUGUGGGUGGAAAGACAUGCGGUCUGGCCUAUUCGCUUUCCCUCGCGACCUUUUACUUUCUGUUCUCACUCCUGCGACUUUCCACCCCCGAUCGGUCCUGGAUCCGCUCCUCCCUGGUCGUCAUCAUCAGCUCUACGCAGUGGCUUAUAAUCCCGAUCCUGCUUAUCUGGUCGCUCAACCGCUUCUCUAUCGAUAAUGACAACGCGGCUUCAUGGGUGGAACGGACCUUCACCGGCAAGAGGGCCCACGACUCCUCCAUUCAGGAGUGGGUGUUUGGUCCGGAUGGUUUGGUGGAAUCGGUGACGAUUGGCAACUGGGAUAAACUCUUGAGAUGGUCGACACCGGUAUUCCAGCUGGUGGAGGGUUUCUGCAGUUUACUCGUCAUACAAGCUGCAGGGCAAAUCACUCGAUGGCUCGUGAACCGCGGCGGGCGCAGUGAUAGUUGGAUGAUUGGUCUCCUGGUUUUAUCCGCCUCAAUCAUAUCCAGCUCCGUAUAUUUCCUAUGGCGUGUUAUGCAGUUUCCGGAAAUUUCCAAUGUGGAUGCGGCUCUAAUUGGUGUCUCCAUAACAUGCGCGGUGAUCUUGUGCGCCUGGGGUAUCGGUAGCGGCCGGGGAAAUCCAGUGGAGAGCUCCUUGCUAUUUGCCUACAUUGUGCUCUGCCUCUACCAGAUCUUCACAGACUACAAACCCUCUCACCCUCUGGAACAAGCGCCCUCUCCUGCUCAAGCCGGGGAUUUCCCGCCGCUACCACCGAUCAUCAUGGAGUCGUACACCACUCUGAUGCAUGCAUUGUCCACCCUGCCUUCAAUCAUCCACGCCCUGUUCAAUGUUAUCACCGCAGUCUUUGGCGCCGUGACUCCCUCCGUGUUAGUCUCGCUUACCUACCGGAUUCUGGUGCUGUACGCGUCCACUCGAAUCAUUCCCGCAGUUCGCGAGUCUGGCGCUCGCGCCUUGUCGCAAGAAGCCUCGUUGGACGACUCCGAUGCCGCCGGCCAAUUCCUCGGUUUCCUCAGCUACUUCUCCCCCUCGAUUCUCAUCGCCGUGUACACCAGCCUUCUGAUGCAGCACUUCGCUCUGACAUCUCAAGCAAUGGGUGGCAGUGGUGAAUGGUGGAGCAGCCAAGGCGGUGGCGGCGGCAACCUCUGGCGCUGGAUCAACCUUGCCUGCACGAUGGGCUUGUACGCUGUUGAGCUUUACCUCGGCGAGAACGAUGAUCUAGAUACCGGCUUGGCUGGUCACUGGAAGACCGACUGAACGGUACACGGCGAAUCGCAAAUUCAUGUCAAAUUUAUCAACCAUGCAGAGACUUGGGGUAGACACUCGCAGCGUCCUUGAUCCGUCCCUCAGCUAGGCUGCCACCGAUGUUCAUUUACGCAUAUCCUCCAGCUAGGGUUUCUUCAGCAUGCUGGCUGCCCUAGGCCAGCAACGCCAUCGAACGCUCCUCGCUUGUUAGCCGCUUGUUAGCCGCUUGUUAGCCGGAUUGGAGGAAUACCAAGGAUCAUCUCGCAGAAGCAGCGUGCCCGCGACUUCACAUGCCUAUCAGUCGUCCUUGCACCUUGCGUUUCCUCUCACCCUGCAAGGCAUUACAUUAUUCCUUGGCCACCCCACGAAUGGUGCUCGUCAUGGAGGGACGGACACUGUCCCCGUGGACUUCGUAAUCAACAACACAG
This is a messenger RNA of Aspergillus aculeatinus CBS 121060, 1742 nucleotides long. RefSeq names its product ICE2 family protein. The transcript has 2 exons. The record is from RefSeq and is a predicted model, not a curated record. Gene Ontology annotation, cellular component: endoplasmic reticulum membrane; cortical endoplasmic reticulum; perinuclear endoplasmic reticulum. The coding region runs from base 1 to 1326 and encodes 441 amino acids. NCBI's taxonomy places the organism in Eukaryota, Fungi, Ascomycota, Eurotiomycetes, Eurotiales, Aspergillaceae. Gene Ontology annotation, biological process: endoplasmic reticulum inheritance; septin ring assembly.